This is a messenger RNA of Mycetomoellerius zeteki, 746 nucleotides long. RefSeq names its product outer dense fiber protein 3. The record is from RefSeq and is a predicted model, not a curated record. The transcript has 4 exons. The coding region runs from base 98 to 703 and encodes 201 amino acids. Gene Ontology annotation, cellular component: cytoskeleton. NCBI's taxonomy places the organism in Eukaryota, Metazoa, Arthropoda, Insecta, Hymenoptera, Formicidae.
GAACACAGCUUAGAUUAGGUUUUAAGAUGAUUUAUAUGAGCAAUUGUUUUUUUGCCGAAAUGGAGUUAAAAUUAUAGUAAUAUGACAUGUAUAAUAUAUGAUACCUCCAGGGCCUAAAUAUCAACUUAAGACACUUGUCGGUUACAAAGAUCAUUGUAUUUCAAAAUAUCGAAACCCAGCAUAUACAUUUGGAGGUCGUCGUGUCAUCUUUGAAGUGGCAAAAACUCCAGGACCGAAAUACAUGAUUAAAGAACAUAGACUCAAAGGAUUUACUUUUGGACAUACUGUAAAACGUCGUGAUAUCGUGUUCGGACCUGGUCCAAAAUAUAUGUUACCCGAUGUCGCUCAUGGUCCUUUUUAUUCAAUCAAAUGGAGAACUAAAUUUAGGAAAACUAGUGAAACUCCAGGACCUUAUUACAUCAAGCCUUUUACUGAUGCGCCAGCGUUUUCCAUAGGAUUGCGCACAGCUGCGAAGAAACCCCAAAUUAGCGUAGGUCCCUAUUCGUACAGUUUGGACGCAGUGAAACCAAGAGCACCGAUGUAUACUAUUGCUAGUACUAGACGUGCAUUACAGUUAAUUUCCGAAAGUCCAGGUCCGAUAUAUGCCGUUUUGCCACCUAAAUCGACUCGCGUCUGUUCGUUCGGUGUAAAACACAGCGAAUGUGCACCACCCUAUAUCACUAAAUGCGACGAACAGUGCUAAUGCUGAAGAAAGAAUUUGUUUGUAUCGAAUUAUCAGACUCGUA